AAUUGUCUGUCUGUUGUCUAAGCUUGUUAACUUGAAUUAACUGAACAAAGUUAAUUGUCUCCUCUCAUUAUGCUACAAGGAUGUUCUGCUACGUGCACUGACUCAGGCGAAUGCACAUCUCCUGAGACUUCAUCUCGCUGCCAAUGUACGAGUUUGUCAAGUGGUGUAGUACCUUACAAAAACCGAAGACUGACUGAUUACUUCUUGCAUGAAAGUAGGUCUCCCCCCGUGUUCGAGUGCCAUGAAAGGUGUCCAUGUGGUCCCAGCUGUCCAUCCAGACUCACUCAGUUUAUACGCCACUGGCCAUCUCUGUACACCAAGUGAGGCAAUUAGUUUCUUCGCAAGUGGGAUUGGGCGUGUUCUCUUCAACCGCGAUUCCUAAAGGAUCUUUUGUGUGUGAGUACGAGGGAGCGGUAAUCUCACACGAUAAAGCAGUCAGUAGGAUGGAAACGAACUGUGGAACCAAAUCUCAUAAUUACGUCAUCAUAUUCAAAGAGAAUUAUUCUUGUGACGACGAUAAACUUACUAAUAGGAACAGCAAUAAUGUGGUAAUGACGUGUAUCGAUGGAGCAGAGGAAGAUUGUGAUAGUAGUGGAGGUGAUUGUGGUGUGUUUGGGUUUGGGAAGAGAGUGAACCACUCUUGUGAUCCAAACCUUCUCCUGGUUCCAGUCCGAGUGGACAGUGAAAUACCCCAUAUAUGCAUGUUCGCAGUGAGGGAUAUUCAACCGCACGUAGAACAACUCUGCUACAGCUACAGCAGUGGAGCACGGGAGGUGUCCUUGUGUGGGAAAGUGUGUCUCUGUGGAGCAGAGAAUUGUGUCAAGUUUCUACCCGAAGUCAUUAGAUGAACAGAAGAGAUAAUACAAGAGAAGACGUAAUCAGGAAGGAAAGAGGCGGGCAACGAAAUUGUGAGGACCGUGACGCUCUCUUGAUGGAGGCUGGUGUUGCGAGUGAGAUGCACUGGUAUUUUGUAAACAAGCUUCCAAAGGGACAUUCUGGAUGGUUUUUCAGAGUUCUAGGAUAUAUCGAAUGGAAGAAAAAAGCGGCUGCUGCUGGUGAUGAUCAAGUUUCAAAUGAAGCUGCAACUUGCAAUGCCAAGAGCUGUCUGGAAUGGGUUUAACUAUGUGGUUUAUUAUUCUGAGGGGAGAUAAGCUGACAAUCCGCAGUUUAGCCAUCUCAGUCAGGGGAAGAUGACGAAGAAAGAGGAAGGAGACGACUGCCCAUUAACAUUUAAUCAACAAAACCAACACAGCCUGCACGCAGAAGCCACCAAUCCACACCACUCAAACCAAUUCCAACCGGCAGAUGACACAAUAUAACUAACAUACAGCAAUCGCAGCGCCAUACCAAAGUGGUCUAUAAACUCCGCAGACAUUAAGCACGCAGCCUAGCAAAUAAGUAUCCAUUCAAUAAAGCACAGAGACAAUGUUAAUUCUUUUAUCAAACAUCUGAACUCACUGCAAAACAACCACUUUCCUCAAAACUGAUCCUCGUUGAGACCAAUUGCAAUUGUGAGCACAUAAUCAAACACCAAUUCCUAGUCUUCUUUUUUGAAAAAUAUAGUGAAUUUAUUUUUACUUUAAACUGCCUUUUCUUCAUCGAGGCUGGAAAGCAAAAAGUGAAAAAAUAAAGCUCUAAACAACUUCAUUCGGAACGAAGUUAGGUUUGCGAAGAAUUUCCAGGUCGAAAUGAUUUAUCACAAUCCAGAUAGAAUUAGGUUAAUAGUUUGUGACGCCUAAUUUAUGACGCCCCUGCUGUUAAUUUGCACCAAUUUUCAGAUUGUGUAGCUCAACUCGCCUUGUUUAUAAACCCUUGCGAUAUCUAUUUGGCUUUGUUAGCUUAAACUGCUCGGAUAUUUCAGACCUAGAUGAUGUUCAUCGCAAUGCGAUAACCUCAAGUUAUUCGUUACCGAAAACAUUUUCACUUGAACAUUGGACAUUAUGUGAAGAGGCUGAGGCUCCGUUUCAAUCGCAAUAUUAUUUGCAUCUGAGUCACAAAGAUUAUGACUUCCAACUUUGCGACGGGUGACCAGGAGUUGUCGCCCAAACAGGAUUGCCAAUUGAGCGCCGAUGUCUCUUGUAGCCAGUGUAGGUUAACGGCGGCCCAGGGAGUGCUGCUUCUCUCUCCGGCCCAUCUGGACCCCGACCAGAGCCAGGAGUGUGAAUGGGGCGAUGAUAUGAGGGAAUCCUUCGCAUUCGUAGCCAGUGCUCCCACUGUGUUACCUGAAUGGAUUCGGGAGCGCCUGGAACUGACAAACUGGACCAAGGGAAAAUUGUACUGUCAAAAGUGUCAGCUCCAUAUAGGUUCAUUCAACUUCACAAACGAGAUGAAAUGUCUGCAUUGUAGACAGACGUUCGGGUCUUCGCUUUACUUUCUCUGUGGCAAUGUCAGCAUUACCUACUGCAAUAUAAACAACAAUUCACUAAACUCUCUAGGUGCAAGUACAGGCACCACCAGCAGCUCCUGCGCACAGCCUAUUCCCUGUCCAAGUAGUCUAGCAGGAACGGCUAGUAGCAGCGGGGGGUUUUUCCAUCCUAGUCACAAUCCUUCGUUUGUGAAUCAGAACGUCUCCCCUCUACAUGACCCUUUCCACCCAGAGUCUCCCACUAUCAGUACUCUAAAUUUAGCGACGGCUGAUGCGGAUACGUUUGACCAGAACUACGACCGUAUCUGUGCUGAACUGAGUCUCAUCAUAGACCCUCUCCAUCCUGACAACUUACGCAUAUCUUCCGAGGGAGCGUUGCCGCCGCAUGCCUUGCGGCCAGUGAGGUCAUCUCCUAACAGUCUAGUUUCGAUGGGUAGCAACGAUACUGAUGCAGUAGCAGACGAAACGGGCGAAAUUAUGCUUUCCUCUCGCUUCCUCGCAGACUUCGACUCUGAUCAUUUGACAUCGCCUGAAUUAUCCUCCAUUCGCUCCUGUUUCCCCACUAGCGACCUGAAAGUCGGAUCCUCGCAUCAAAGGAGACAUAGCAUAUCCAUGUCCAAUUUCGAAACGAAUAUGAGAACUUUAAAUGAUGAACAAUCCACUACUCAGCAGCAAACAAUAGGAAAUCAUAGUACAGGCAUUAACACUGGUUCAUUUUUUGUGUCAACACACGAGACUAAUUUGAGCCAAAUCAAUCGAAGACUCCGUCGUAAUGCGGACUGGACUUUCAGCGCUUCCAACUCACCAUCUUCGCUCCGAAGACCUCUUGGACAUCCCCGAAUGCUGGCGAGCGCAGACAUGGCGCCUAGAGGCGCAACAGUUAUUCGAUCCACCUCUGCUGCGACAUGUUCAAACGAAAGUCCAAGUAGCUCCGACGAGGAGUUUUAUUGGACGGAUUUAGCACGGGAGCAUCAAUGUCCGAUCUGCUUAGACAUCAUGUACUAUCCAGUGAGUUGCAAGCCAUGUCACCACAAAUUCUGCGGCUUCUGUCUUAAGACACAGGCAUGUGAGAGUGUGGCUACGACCACCAAGUGUGCAGUAUGUAGGUCUUACAUCCACCACGUAGUAGAAUUGACAGACUUGGCGGCAAAGCUAAAAGAAUGUUUCUCCAAAGCCUACCGCAAACGAUCGAAGCAGAUGCAAACACGCGGCAGUUCUACCUUUGCUACCACCACAGUUGUAGGGGGAUCCUCUGGUGGCGGACCCUCGGUUGGUGUCGGCAAUUUGGACUCGUUGCCGUUUCCAGGCUUCCACGCUGGGAAGAACUCGUACCAGAUCUGCUGCUGCAUAGCCUAUAUCCAUGCCUCCAAGCACAGGAAGAAGUACAUGGCCAUUCUACAGGCACUGCUCUACUUCGUGGUGAUCGGACUUCCCAUCUUUACUCUGAUCAUAGCCACCGUCUUCUCACAGUGACAGUCGCCUCCACAGCUGUGAAAGGAAAACAGUACAGCACGAACAACAAGAUCAGCAUCAACAGAAGCAUAAAUGGAAUGAAGUUAGACUCCAGUUUCAACCAAUCAAGGGCAGUGAAUGAGAGGGAUGGGAAUAUGGAUUGGUGUUAUUAGUUGGUGACAGUGAUGAGAGAAAAGUAAACUCAAAAUCAAAUGAUUUUUUCCACAAUCUCCCAUUUUCAUACUUAGUUUUAAGGUCAAGAUGUGGUGGCAUGAUGUCAUAGGAUUAGAUGGUAAAUUGACUAUUUGUUGAAGUGAGAUCAGAUAAUGUAUUGUAGUUUAGUUUGUUGUAGUUGUACACUUCGAGCUCAUAUUCCCUUUGCCCAAGUUUUUCUGAAAGAAUUUUCUAAGCUAAGCCCAUUAAGAAGUUCCAUAGAAAGUUAAGAACUACUCAAUUAUAUUUAU
Symsagittifera roscoffensis is the source of this 4281-nucleotide messenger RNA. RefSeq lists its product as uncharacterized. Gene Ontology annotation, cellular component: endoplasmic reticulum membrane. The record is from RefSeq and is a predicted model, not a curated record. Gene Ontology annotation, molecular function: ubiquitin conjugating enzyme binding; ubiquitin protein ligase activity. Gene Ontology annotation, biological process: protein polyubiquitination; serotonin metabolic process; norepinephrine metabolic process. The transcript is spliced from 4 exons. Lineage: Eukaryota; Metazoa; Xenacoelomorpha; Acoela; Convolutidae. The coding region runs from base 2003 to 3838 and encodes 611 amino acids.